Molecule: messenger RNA, 942 nt
Organism: Sphenostylis stenocarpa
Lineage: Eukaryota; Viridiplantae; Streptophyta; Magnoliopsida; Fabales; Fabaceae
Source: the annotation of a GenBank genome assembly
AUGCCUCCCAAAUCUGCCAAAUCCAAGGAGGCUCCAGCCGAGCGACCCAUCCUCGGUCGAUUUUCGUCUCACCUCAAAAUUGGCAUUGUUGGUUUGCCAAAUGUUGGAAAAUCUACUCUUUUUAAUACUCUCACCAAGUUGGCAAUACCUGCUGAGAACUUCCCCUUUUGCACCAUUGAGCCUAAUGAGGCGCGGGUCAAUAUACCCGACGAACGGUUUGAGUGGCUUUGCCAGUUAUACAAGCCAAAAAGUGAGGUCUCAGCUUUCUUAGAAAUCCAUGACAUAGCUGGAUUGGUCCGAGGUGCUCAUCAGGGGCAAGGACUGGGGAAUAGUUUUUUAUCUCACAUUCGUGCUGUAGAUGGAAUUUUCCAUGUUCUACGUGCAUUUGAGGAUCCCGACAUUAUUCAUGUAGAUGAUACCGUUGACCCAGUUAGGGAUUUGGAGAUCAUUACUGAAGAAUUGAGGCUGAAGGAUGUUGAAUUCAUGGAAAGAAAGGUUGAAGAUAUUGAGAAAAGCAUGAAGAGGAGCAAUGACAAGCAGUUAAAAAUUGAGCUAGAAUGUUGUCAAAGGGUGAAGGCAUUGCUUGAGGAAGGAAAAGAUGUACGUCUAGGUGAUUGGAAGGCUGCUGAUAUUGAGAUUUUGAAUUCCUUUCAGUUACUUACAGCCAAGCCUGUUAUAUACUUGGUUAAUAUGACUGAAAAAGAUUACCAAAGAAAAAAGAAUAAGUUUCUGCCCAAAAUUCAUGCAUGGGUCCAGGAGCAUGGUGGUGAGCAGAUUAUUCCUUUCAGCUGCGCCUUUGAGAGGAAUCUUUCAGAUCUGCCAGCCGAUGAAGCAGCUAAGUAUUGUGAGGAGAACAAAAUUCAAAGUGCUCUUCCCAAAAUAAUAAAGACUGGAUUUUCAGCUAUUAAUCUCAUUUACUUUUUCACAGCAGGACCUGAUGAG